Molecule: messenger RNA, 192 nt
Organism: Perkinsus marinus ATCC 50983
Lineage: Eukaryota; Perkinsozoa; Perkinsida; Perkinsidae
Exons: 1
Coding region: 1-192 (63 amino acids)
Source: RefSeq, a predicted model, not a curated record
AUGGCUGUUUCCGAGGUAGCAUCAUACACUAUAGCGUCGUUUGCGGUGUAUGUUGGUAUUCACGUAUGGAAGAAAGAUACGAAGCAGGUCUACAACGUGACCUGCCUAGUCACCGCUCUAGUCGCUGUUAUUAUGGGCGUCGUAUGUGUCUUUAUCAACAGAGAGGCGGUGUUCACCGGAGCGUUCAAGUAA